UUUAGCUGUAGGCUUUCCAGUCAGAACCAGAUAAGGCCCAAACCAGCUUUGCGUCUUUGGCAACCAGUUUGACACCUAACGCGCACUUCUGCACUCUGUCUUCUCAAUUUUCUAAGAAUCAAAGUGAAAUAAAAUAAAAUAAAUCUCUGAACUGCAGUCUACUUCUGAGGGAGGGUUUUGUUAAGGUUUUUGGGCUGCGACACCACUCAGAUUGAAAGAUUGGAAGUAUAUUUAGUGUAAGUUGUUGUGUUUGUCCACAAGAUGGCUGGAAUAUCAGGAUACAGUCGCCUUGCACCUAAGACAAAGAAUCUUGUAGUGGCUGGCGGACUGACUGCCUUUGUUUUUGGGGUAUAUUACUACACUAUGAGGGCUGUUGGAGGUACAGAUGAGCUACAAAUAGCUAUAGAUAAGUUUGAGGAGCAAAAAACCAAGAAAGAGACUGAAGCAAGCAUGCCAUCAAAAGUUUAAUCUUUACAUUUAGCCAUGUAAAGAACAAAGUAAGUGAUGUUUUGGGAGACAUGCAUCACCCCUUUUUUUCUUUCUUUGAAGUCCAACUUCAAGCUAAUUGUUCUACCAGCUCCCUUCUUUCGUUGGUCAAGCAGUUUAGCGAAUUAUAACUCAGUAAGAAUAAAUGUAAAAUGGAGGCCAACCCUUGGUAGUAAUUUGUCCACCAGUUUUUUGUGUGUUUCUGAUGUACUAAACAAUCUUAGAAAGGGGAUCUAUGUGAAAGAUUUUUGACAUAUACCUGUAAUUUGACACUGCUUUUCAUUAUAUGUUAUGAUGUAUGUGUAUUUUAGUGUCA
Molecule: messenger RNA, 802 nt
Organism: Ziziphus jujuba (common jujube)
Lineage: Eukaryota; Viridiplantae; Streptophyta; Magnoliopsida; Rosales; Rhamnaceae
Exons: 2
Coding region: 262-468 (68 amino acids)
Source: RefSeq, a predicted model, not a curated record